Molecule: messenger RNA, 4385 nt
Organism: Lytechinus pictus (painted urchin)
Lineage: Eukaryota; Metazoa; Echinodermata; Echinoidea; Temnopleuroida; Toxopneustidae
Exons: 9
Coding region: 307-1899 (530 amino acids)
Source: RefSeq, a predicted model, not a curated record
GCUUUCAUCCGAAGUAACAAAUUAGCAUUGCGCAUGCUAUAUGAUUACUACUUAUAAUAAUCAUGAUUAUGUAUCGAUGAAAGUUGAUUGCGAAGAACUAUCAGACGAACAUGUCUAAAUUAAUCCGGCGCACAAAGAGCAAGUAUACUUUAUAAUCGACGACCAAGUUCAGUCCGUAGUUUACGUCAGUUUACCUCAUCACUAUAACACGAUCUAGGGGGUGAACAGAAAUUCAGCACCAUAAGGAUCCUCGUACCAACGAUAUGAUGGUGAUUUGAUAACUCUUGUGUGUGCAACGCAAGCAAAAUGGUUCCAGAAUUUAGGCUCAUCACUGUGGUUCAGCCACUGAUCCCGCAUGUAAUAACAGUCUACCUUGCUUUAGCUGCGGCGGAUUACUCGUGCAAGGAUGGCAAUCGCAUCAACUACACUUUACCAAUGUUUGAAGCGUGUCCCGAGAGAGAACAUCCUGGGUCGGGUAGGUUGAAGACCGUCCCCAAGUUGAUCCCGAUUUCUUCAGUUGUUUCUGGCUGUUACCAAGGUAGAAAGAACGAAAUUUCACCGGGGUUACGUAUCUGCAAAAUUCCAGAUUGCGUAAGUAAUCCAUGUGAAAACGGCUGGUGCGAGGAGACAAUCACAGCUUUCGUCUGCCACUGUCCACCUUUAUUCACCGGACGUUACUGCGAAGAGAGAGUAACAACCCAGGUUGUGUUCGACUGCCCUCCAGACUUCAACCAUACGGUAGAACUAGGGAGUUUAUGUACGGUGGCGUACUGGGUUCCACCUAACACCACCAACACACAGGGUGCACCCACCGUGAGAGCCAACCUCCAUCCUGGACACUUCUUCAAGGUUACCAAUGAGACAGUGAAAGUCGGCUACACAGUCAGUGAUGGGAGUGGAUGGGUUGACGAAUCUUGUUCCUUUAACAUCAACACUCAUUACGUGGACACAACUCCGCCAGAUGUAAGGUGCGUUGAAGACAUCAUCACUUCUGUCGAGCUUGGUACUCCCAAUACCUCAGUCGCAUUUACCCAGCCAGCAGCUUCAGAUAUAUCUGGCGACGUGGCCCUUGUUUCACACAACCACGAAUCGGGGGACCGAUUCGUAGUAGGGUCAACCGUCGUCGAGUACGUGUUUACCGAUGGGAGUGGGAAUAAUGCAUCCUGCAUAUUCAAUGUGACCGUCAAUGCUGUUGAUACCACGCCUCCGAUGGUCACGCGGUGUCCCGCAAACCAGACCAUUACGGUUCCUGUUGGGGAAUUCACCCAGGCUUUCACCUGGAGACCACCGAUAGGUAUGGAUGAAGCAGGGAUCGCAUCAAUUAUUCCUAGUCAUGAGCCUGGUAUGGAUGUCACGGUUGGUAAUACCAUCACAGUCGUCUACACAGUUACUGAUAACAGUGGACUAACCAACACCAGUUGUUCCUUCAACCUCACUGCUCGAUCAGAAGAUCCGAGCUGGAAAUGUUCAUCGUCGAAGUGCUACCAACUACUUAAUGGUUGGUCUGAUUGGUACGAGUCCAAACUCCGCUGUAGUGCAAUGAAUUCCGUCCUCACCCGGGCAGGAUUGAAGACGCCGUCCCUCCUACAUUUAAGCUCUGAAGGCGAAUUCAAACAAAUGCAAGAGUUAAUCGACCUGAAGUUUUUUAGUUUCUGGAUUUGGAUUAACUGUAACGAUGAGGUCGAUGAAGGGGUGUUCGUAUGCGAUGUUGAUGGCUCGGGAACAGGAACACCAUUGCAACUAAUAAACUGGGAAAUAAAUCAACCGAAUGGCGGACCAGAUGAGAAUUGCGUAAUGACGCAAUCUUCUAUAUUCAUGCUGGAGGAUGCAAUGUGCCUUUUAUACAGGUCCACGGUUUGUCAGUUAGUACUUAACCCAUCGUACGGUACCAGUCAAUAAAAAGUGGUGGAAAGUGGGGAUAAGAUGGACCCCUUAACUUCCCAGCCGCGCCAUUCUUACCCUAGAGUCAUGAGGAAGUUGUUCAUCGAGGUAUAUGUUGUGACCACAUAUUGAUUAAAAUUCAUUAUUAUCUGGGGGAAAAAAUCCAAUAUUGUAUUGUCUCACAACUUGUAGGCGGGGCCGUUUUACCCAAGGCUGGUUGUAAGACGGGUCAUAUAAUACGACAUACUCGCAUGUUAAGACUUUGCAAGAUGUGAUCAGUAAUGCCCUCAUAAUCCGUCAUGAUCGAAUAAAACAAUUUGUCUAAAUUGGUCUUCAGCCCCACUUUUUUUCCAAAACGUUUACAAAAAUGUAAUGAUUUCUAUUGUUUGUGAUUUUUUUGUUGCAUUGUCAGUCCCCUCCCAAUUUCAAAACCGUACUGCGGUUGAUCUUUUACCAUUUUUGUAUAUAGGUCGUACACAAUAUUCAUGAAUAUAUUUGAUACAUUUUUCAAUUCCUUUCAAGGGCUUAAAAGCUCUCAGAAAUUGGUUUGCACAAGAAUGCUGAUUUUCCUGAUCUUUCAUGCUGUUUGUACAUUCAAAUUACUUUGCCUUUAUUCCAUGAAGCUGCAAUUAAUAACUAAGGACAUAAGAUGAAGGAAAUCAGUGUUGAUAAACAUUAAUUUGAAACAUCUCCAACAUUCUCUUUAUUAAGCUGUAAACCUUUUCCCUGGACGAAAAAUCAUUAUUUGGGCAGCCACCCCCUGCCCUCCCCUAUUUUGCACCGCCCUUGAUUACUGUUCAGGCCAUCUUAUUCCACUUCUGCAUGUAUGUUCCACUGAAAUUUCAUGCGAGAGGGCAAAAGGUUUGACAUAAUUCUACCCUAUUUCCUUCGUGCAAAGUCCCUGGUAUAAAUGGAAAAGAAUACAACUGGGUGGAAUCAGGCGUCUUGCAAGGAUCUACAUUGGGUCCGUUGAUAUUCGGUCUUUUAAUCAAUGCCAUGUGCAACGUAAAAAUUUACAUCUCAUUUUCUAAACUGCAUCUUUAAGCUGGUGAUGCAGCCAUUUUGAUCAUAAAAAACAAAGCAUGAAGUAAAGAAAAGUGGUUAAAGGCGUAAUUGGUUAAUUAAAUUUCACGGAUGAGCAUGGGUCCGUCAGAACUCGGAAUUACGUCGUGUCGUAAUUCGGAUUAACACAAACCGGUGGCGUAAUGAGUCAAACAUUGGCGCACGAGCAAUUUUUGUAAAAUUCUUUUCAUAAACAGGUGAACUCCGCUGGCAAUCUCGGCUAUAUACAUUACGCGAUUCAAUAUAUAACAACAGUGCUGACUUGGAAAACUAUUAUUCACAAAAACAUCGUUCAUAAUUAUCAAAAGAAAUACUAUGUACAUCGACCCUAAAUGACAAUUGACCCUGAUCAUGUGACCUAAGACCGAUACUUGAUUACCCAUAUGUCCAUAUACUUUCAAAGUUAUGAUGGCAUUUCAAAACUUUAACCUUGGUUAAGAUUUCAUUGUUGAAGACGCCGCCGCCGUCGGAAAAGCCUAUAAUAUACAGUCUCUCUUUGCUAUGCAGGCGAGGCCAAUUUUUUUUUAUUUGUUGAUCGAUUUUAAAAUAAUAAAAAAAAAAUAAUAUCAUAUUUCAUCCCUUCCCUUCCCUUAACUUUCCCUUUCUCUUUCUUUUCUUGGUCGGGGGGAGGGUUCAUGCAUGGCCCCCAAGCCCCCAUCUCUACGCCAGUGCAGGAUCUAAAUCAGGGAUUUUCAAAUGGUGGCGCGCGCGCCACUUGUGGCGCACCGAGCAUUGCAGACAGAUUGCAGAGUGGCGCGUGAGAGCCGGUAUAAAAAAUAAAUAAAAUAUAUGGAAAAAUUGGGGGUGCAAAAAUGUAUCUACCAGUAGGCCUAACCUAGAAUUGGGGAUUUGAUGAUCAUUUUUUGUUCCAAAGAGAAAACAAAUAAUCCUUACUUGACACUUAAAUGCUAAUUGAUUUCCUAAGAUUUUGUAUAAUUUAGCACUCGAUAACCCCUAUUAUGGAGGAUCGAUAUGGUGUUUUUAUUUAUAUUUAUUCUAUUCUGUACAAAGUUUCUGUGCCACACAAGUGAUUUGAAAGCCCCGUUCAUAGGAUUGCUAUUUCUACGGCGAGUAAUUUUGCAUUUCCAGAGUAUAUGUUUUGGUUUUAAACAUCAAAUAAUAUGAUAUUCAAAGAAAAUCCUGUUCAUAGAUAAUGAAUUUGAGACAUAUUAACAAGCACUGAAACUUUGUUUCCGAAGCCGAUUAAAUUCCAAAGUUGGUAAAGUGAAAUAUGCUCCGCGGAUUGUCUCUACCGUGAUUGCCUACAUUCUUGCUUAACAUGAAAUGAAUGAAUGAUACUGCACGUGAGUUGGAGAGAGAGAGGGGCAGUAUGGGGCGUUAGUGCAGUGCAACGCCUGAUUUUUUCAGCCCUUGCAAAAUUAGGAAAUGUAUGGCGUACAGAUGGGGGUGGGGCUUGGGGGCUCCCCAAAUGUUUCACGGCC